This is a messenger RNA of Elgaria multicarinata webbii, 4857 nucleotides long. It is a transcript of the gene IGSF9, whose product is annotated as immunoglobulin superfamily member 9. Gene Ontology annotation, biological process: cell-cell adhesion. The transcript has 20 exons. The record is from RefSeq and is a predicted model, not a curated record. The coding region runs from base 235 to 4446 and encodes 1403 amino acids. Lineage: Eukaryota; Metazoa; Chordata; Lepidosauria; Squamata; Anguidae. Gene Ontology annotation, molecular function: protein binding.
CAGCGCUAUCAAGAGGGCUCAGCGGGGAUGAGAAAGAAGUCCAGCCCACAAGACGUCAUCGCUGGGGUCCUCGGGAGUUGCCCGACGGUGUCUCCUGAAACGACGGCAGUCCGGCACCCAAGGACAGGGUGACGGUUCCUUCUGCUCCCCUCCCCUCCCUCCCCAAACGCACGUCGCUGAUCGUCUUGGCGGUUCUGGCGGUGUGGCGAGGUGUUUGGCGGGGGCAGCUGUGCUAUGAAUUGGUGUUUAUGGAUUGCCUCCUUCGCCCUGGUCUACAGCAGCUCCGCUGAGGCAGGUAACAGUGAGACGGAACCCCGCACCGUGAUUGGCCGGACGGGAGAGAGCGCCAUUUUGGGCUGUGACCUUCUCAAGCCAGACGAGGCGAGCCCCCCGCUCUACGUCAUCGAGUGGGUGCGUUUCGGCUUCCUCCUCCCCAUCUUCAUCAAAUUCGGCCUCUAUUCCCCACGGGUGGACCCGGAGUACGUAGGCCGCGUGCGGAUUCAGGAGGGCGCCUCUCUCCGCGUCGAGCAGCUGCGUGCCGAAGACCAGGGCUGGUACGAAUGCCGGGUCCUCUUCCUUGACCGUCCCAGCAGCGCGGAUGAGUUCAAGAACGGCACCUGGAUCCAUCUCACCGUCAAUUCUCCCCCUACCUUCCAGGAGACCCCGCCCGCGUUCAUAGAAGUGCAAAACCAAAAGCCUCUCACCCUCACCUGUUCAGCAGCCGGCAACCCCAAGCCGGAGGUCACCUGGAAGAGAGACAACCGAGCCCUCGAAAGGGGAGACAACGUCGAGGUGAAGAAUGGGACGCUCGUCUUUGCCAGCGUGGACCGGGCCAGCGCCGGGGCGUACACUUGCCACGCCACCAGUGAGGAGGGCACCGUCACCCACACAACCCGCCUGCUGGUCCAAGGGCCUCCGGUGAUUGUGGUGCCCCCACAGAACGUCACCGUCAACCUCACCCAAGAUGCCUUCUUGGCCUGCCAAGCCGAGGCCUACCCUGCCAACCUCACCUACAGCUGGUUCCAAGGGAACACCAACGUUUUUCACCUCAGCAACCUCCAGUCCCGAAUCCGCGUCUUGGUAGACGGGAGCCUCUUGGUCCAGAAAACAACCCCGCAGGAUUCGGGACGAUACACCUGCGUUCCCAGCAAUGGGCUAAGGAGAUCGCCUUCCGCCUCGGCCUUCCUCACAGUUCUGUAUCCGGCGCGAGUGAGCGACAUGCCGCCUGAGACCCUCCUGCCAAUAGGAAUGCAAGGCACCAUCGGCUGCCCCAACCAGGCCAACCCUCCGCUCCUCUUCGUCAACUGGACCAAAGAUGGGCAACCCCUGGAACUAGGCAAGUUCCCAGGUUGGUCCAUGCGUCCCGAUGGUGCCAUUGUCAUCGCUACCAGCAACGACGACGCCCUGGGUGUGUACGCUUGCACCCCGUACAACAGCUACGGCACUGCCGGCUCUUCGACCCCCACCCGCGUCCUCUUGAAGGAUCCCCCCGUUUUCACCCUGCGCCCCAAGGAGGAAUAUUUCCAGGAGGUGGGGCGGGAGCUGCUCAUCCCGUGCGCGGCCCGAGGUGACCCUUUGCCCGUCCUCUCCUGGACCAAGAUGGGAACCAAGGGGCUGGUAAAUGCCCAGGUGGACCAGAACAACAGCUUGGUCCUGCGCCCGCUGACCAAGGAGCAGCACGGCUUGUGGGAGUGCGCUGCCAACAACGGCGUGGCCCGGGUCAGCGCCGUGACCACGGUCUAUGUCCUGGGCACGAGCCCCCACACCGUGGCCAACGUCUCCGUGUUCCCUCUCCAGCAGGCAGCCAACAUCACCUGGGAGCCGGGCUUUGACGGGGGCUACCUCCAGAGGUUUAGCAUCUGGUACACGCCACUGUUAAAACGCCUCAACCGCCCACACCACGAUUGGGUCUCACUGCCGGUUCCCGCCGGCUCGUCCCACAUCCUCGUGGAAAACCUGCAACCGGCCACGGGCUACCAGUUCAGCAUCCUGGCCCAGAACAAACUGGGGAGUGGACCCUUCAGCGAGAUCGUCACCACUGUGCCACUAGGAUUCCCAACAAGCACCGUGCCACCUGACCCCCCAACUACCACCUCGCAGAUCUUUCUUUCCCCACCCCAAUCCCUGAUGGCCAACGAGACCACGCGAGGGGUUCUGCUACUGUGGGAACCUCCGUUCCAAUACACCGUGGCCCUGACUGGCUACGCCCUGGAGCUACGGCAAGACCAGGGAGGCUGGGAGGUGCUUGAUGGAUCCAUUCCUAGCUCUGAGACGCAGCUCCUGGUGCCUGGACUCAUCAAGGACGCCUUCUAUGAGUUCCGCCUGGUGGCCUUUGCUGGUAGCUACAUCAGUGAUCCCAGCAACACAGUCAACGUUUCUACAACAGGCAUGGAGGUGUAUCCAUCCCGUACCCAGCUCCCGGAGCUCCUACCCCAGCCUGUGCUGGCCGGUGUGAUCGGGGGCGUCUGCUUUCUCAGCACGGCUGUCAUCUUCAGCACCAUGGCGGCUUGCAUCAUGAACCGCAGGCGAGCGGCCCGUCUCCGCAAACGCCGGCAAGAGCCACCGUUCAUCUCCUCCCCCAACAAGAAGCUUCUGCCUUCACAAAAUUCUACAGGCUCUACUAGCCCAGACAGCAUUGUGAAGCUGAAAUUCCAGACCUCCCCGUACCAGAGCCUCCGGCGCACCCUGCUGUGGGGGGAGAAGGCCGGCGCCAGCCUAGGCCUCAACGUCGCCGGCGCCAAGAACCGUUCCAAAUACACCCUCUACGAGAGCCACGUUGGGGAGCCUCUGCCCCUGGAGCGCAUCCGCCGUGGGCCCGACGGGCGUUUUGUGGUGCAAAGCGAGACGCGGCCUCGGGAACGCUUGGCGGCCAUGACGGGACGCUACUCCCCUUCCUCGGAGAGCAGCACGUACCAGCCGGAGCCUUACCUGCAGGUCUACUCUCCUGCCGCGCCCGAAGAGCCCAUUUGGCAGAAAAGCGUCCACUUGAGGCCCAAGCAUUCGGGCCAGGCUCGCCGCCAAGCCAAGUCCUCUGGCUACUGCCAAGGCCGCUACUUCGACUACAGCAGCAGCAGCCCCACCGAGGAAGCCCAGCCCUUGUGCAUUGUGAAUAUCAGCCCGGUAGCCACCAUGCCGUACGGGGCAACCGCACAGCACUCCCGGACUUCCCAGGGCUCCGAGGGGUGUCCGGACGUCGCGGCCGCUGCCUCCUCUUCCUCCUCCUCGCCAAGCCGGCCGAGUAGCCCUUCCUCGCCGACGUUCUGUGGGCCUCAGAGCGGCCAUGUGGUCAACGCAAAUACCUCAGCCCAAAGCGGGAUUCUCCAAUACUUGAGCCUGCCCUUCUUCAAAGAGAUGAAUGUGGAUGGGGACUGGCCACCGGAGGAGGAGGAGGAGGAGGAGGAGGAGGAAGAAGAAGAAGAGAAGCACCCUUUCAUGUCAGCCUUUCACGAAACUCCAGGCAGUUCAGACAUCACCGUCCUAGGAGACACGGACAGAACCGUUUGUCCAGCCUACAUGGACUUGCAAGCGAAUCCAGACCCUCAGGAAAAGGCCUCAGCCAAGGCUCUCCUCAGGCUCCCCGACGCCAACACAGGCCCCGCUAAGGCCGCCUUGCCGGGCACCUCAGUUUGCCCGGGUUACCUCAGCUCUGCUCUGGACACCCCCCUACCCAAAGAGCCAGGGCCUCGGUUGCAGACGCUGUCGCCCACCCAUCCCAUUGCAAACAGUGGCCAGACGGAGCCAGGGUUGACGGCCGUCCCCUCAGAACACGAUUGGCUCCACGCGACAGACCUGCCCCCAGACUCUCUGCCCCUCGAGAGACCCAAAUUGCCCCCCGCCAUUUCCCCGCAAGGCCCGCCCACUGAGAAACUGUUGAGGGGCAGCCUGACCAGCCAGAGUAGCGGCCGAGGCAGCGUGUCCUUCCUGAGGCCCCCCUCACUGGCGCCAUCGCUGGCGGGCAGCUACCUCAGUUCCCCCUUCGGAGAAACGACCGGUUGGCAAAGCAGCUGCACGGGAGAAGAAGGCAAGGCCCAAAGAGAGCCUUCGGUGAUCGCCAUCAGUAAAAGGAGGAACACGUCCGUGGAUGAGAACUACGAAUGGGACUCGGAGUUCGCCCUGGAGUCGGACCUGCUGGACGCCCUGCAGCUGUAUCGGAGCGGGAACCCCAAAAGACCAGUCUCCACUAUCGAGGCGCACGAGUUAGAGAAGCAGAGUUCAAAGGCCUCCAGCGAAAGCAGUGGAUCGCCCUCGAAUACCCAGUCGGUGGGUGCCUUGGACAACUCCACCUCCCCGGUGCCGGUGCCUAGCCCUGAGGAGCGCUGUGCGGCGCUGCGUGAAGAAUUCCUGGCAUACCGCCGUCGCCGAGAGGCCAUCCACCAACGGCGCCAGAAACUGGGCUCCGGCAAGAAGCAGAGCGAGGAGCGGUUUGAACAGGCGACCUUGCUGUGAGGGCUCUGCCCCCAAGUAUCCAAUCCGGCCAUGUUUUUCCUGCCGUGACAGGACAGGAUAUACUGUCUCCGCCACUGCAAAGGAGGGACAGCUUCGGCGGACAUUUUGGCCCCGGGGAAUGGUGCCCUCUAGCGUUUACCUGAGGAUCUGCACCUUGCGCAGAGCAUCCGAUGGUUUCAAAGGCACUGAUGGGGGUGGAGCCUCAGCGAGGCUUCCAGAGGGAGGGGGCAGGAUGAAGAGAGAGCCCCCCUGCCAGCCUCUUAUCCUGAUGGGAGGGGGGAAUUGUUAAAACUACUGCUUUCUUUUCAGCCUGAUGCUGGAUUUAGGGUGGUUGGGGUGUCUGGGUGCUGUUUUUGUAAAAUGGGCCUUUGGGAAGGGGGGAAAAAAGAAGAAGAAAUUAUACCAAGUUUG